CGCCUGACCGGAAGUAGAAUGUGUUCAUUCAGAGCAGCGCUGUAGACAGUGUGCGGUGUCGUUAUGUUACUGUAUGUAGUAAACAGUGAAGGUUAACUCAUAUUCACUGUAGCUUGGCUAUAGUUAUUGUGUUAUGGCGGCAGGAGGAGCAGCGCAUGUGGGAGAUGUGGAGGAGGACGCGUCUCAGCUCAUGUUUCCUAAAGAGUUUGAGAACGCAGAGACGCUGCUGAACUCAGAGGUCCACAUGUUGCUGGAGCAUCGCAAGCAGCAGAACGAGAGCGCGGAGGACGAGCAGGAGCUGUCGGAGGUCUUCAUGAAGACCCUCAACUACACCGCCAGAUUCAGCCGCUUCAAGAACAGAGAGACCAUCGCCAGUGUGCGCAGCUUGCUUCUGCAGAAGAAGCUUCAUAAGUUUGAGUUGGCAAGUUUAGCCAAUCUGUGUCCGGAGGCUGCGGAGGAGGCCAAAGCCCUCAUUCCCAGUUUGGAAGGCCGGUUUGAGGAUGAGGAGUUACAGCAAAUCCUGGACGACAUUCAGACCAAACGCAGCUUCCAGUACUGAACCUCCAUCCUUCACUCCGUCAUGAGUCCCUUCGCUUUCUCUAAUGGCCCUUUAUAUAUUGCCACAAUUGUUCCUUUCUGUAGUUGUUUAAUCUGCUGUUGUUUUGAAAAAUAAAGUGUUUUUGAUAAAAUUGA
Messenger RNA from Onychostoma macrolepis, 693 nucleotides. It is a transcript of the gene polr2d, whose product is annotated as RNA polymerase II subunit D. Gene Ontology annotation, molecular function: nucleotide binding; translation initiation factor binding. Gene Ontology annotation, biological process: transcription initiation at RNA polymerase II promoter; nuclear-transcribed mRNA catabolic process, deadenylation-dependent decay; positive regulation of translational initiation. The record is from RefSeq and is a predicted model, not a curated record. The transcript is spliced from 4 exons. Lineage: Eukaryota; Metazoa; Chordata; Actinopteri; Cypriniformes; Cyprinidae. Gene Ontology annotation, cellular component: RNA polymerase II, core complex; P-body. Bases 134 to 559 code for a protein of 141 amino acids.